UCCGACUCCAAUUCCAACAGCUGAUUGCUCGGAUGGAGCAGCGGAGGGCACCGGUGGAGUUCGAGGACUUCCUUCCCAUCAUGGCGGAGAGGCUCGGCGAGGAAGGGCUGAUGGAGGAGCUAUGCAACGGCUUCCGCCUGCUCAUGGACCCCCGCCGCCGCCUCAUCACCUUCGACAGCCUCAAGCGCAACGCCGCGAGCUUAGGGCUCGACGGACUUUCCGACGACGAGCUACGGGACAUGCUCCGGGAGGGCGACGUCGACGGCGACGGCGCGCUCAGCGAGCAGGAGUUCUGCGUCCUCAUGGUUCGGCUCAGUCCUCAAUUGAUGGCCCACGCCGCUGCCAGUGCCUUGGCCUUCUGACGACUUGUGCAUUUUGUCUUUCUUUCCCAAAACUGCUACUUAUUUCAGUUAUGUAUGUUGUGCUAUGUAACUGAAAAUUGAAUCUGCAAAAUAAAAAUAGCCUGCUCUCUGUCGGAAUUAAUGUUCUA
Zingiber officinale is the source of this 490-nucleotide messenger RNA. Its product is annotated as calcium-binding protein KIC-like. The record is from RefSeq and is a predicted model, not a curated record. Lineage: Eukaryota; Viridiplantae; Streptophyta; Magnoliopsida; Zingiberales; Zingiberaceae. Gene Ontology annotation, molecular function: calcium ion binding. Bases 33 to 362 code for a protein of 109 amino acids. The transcript has a single exon.